Molecule: messenger RNA, 1391 nt
Organism: Oncorhynchus mykiss (rainbow trout)
Lineage: Eukaryota; Metazoa; Chordata; Actinopteri; Salmoniformes; Salmonidae
Source: RefSeq, a predicted model, not a curated record
CCACACCUCCGUGGGCGGGGCCAGGGCAGCCUGGGCAGGAAGGGUAUAAAGCCAAUAGGAUUCCAGUUUCACUACAACAGGAGACAGCAGGUAGGAGAAGACGCCACAGACGGAACAGACCAUAUACUACUGUAGUGUACCUUUACAAGGAGCCAUGGUGAAGUGUGUAGCCGUAAUUCUGUCAGGGUGUGGAGUCUAUGAUGGGACUGAGAUCCACGAGGCGUCAGCUGUACUGGUCCACCUCAGCAGGGCCGGAGCUAAGGUCCAGAUGUUUGCCCCCAACGAGGACCAAAUGCAUGUAGUGAACCACUGUGAGGGGAAACCCACGGCUGAGAAACGCAACGUCCUGGAGGAGAGUGCUCGAAUCGCCCGCGGCGAUGUGUCUGACCUUGCCGAGCUAGAGAUCACCGCCUUCGACGCCCUCGUUAUCCCAGGUGGUUUUGGCGUGGCUAAAAAUCUGUCUGACUGGGCUGUGAAGGGGAAGGAGUUCACGGUUCAACCCCAAGUAGAGAAGCUGAUUAAGGGGUUCCACGCUGCAGGCAAGCCCCUGGCUAUGUGCUGCAUCUCCCCUGUCCUAGCUGCUAAGGCCCUGCCGGGGUGUGAGAUCACCGUGGGACAGGACAAGGAGUGUGAGAGAUGGCCCCAUGCCCAGACGGCAACUUCCAUGAAGGAGCUGGGCUGUAAACACGUGAAUAAGAAAGUGGGGGAGGUCCACAUCGAUGUGAAGAACAAGCUGGUCACCUCCUCCGCCUUCAUGUGUAACGCUCCCAUACAUGAGGUGUUUGACGGGGUGGGCGUCAUGGUUACAGAACUGCUCAAACUGGCCUAGGACACGUCUGAGAUUCAGAAUACUGAUUAGCUGUGCUUCUCAAAAGGCACUCUGUUCCCUUUAUAGUGCUGAUGUGACCUUCCCAAAAGGCACCCUGUUCCCUUUAUAGUGCUGAUGUGAUCUUCUCAAAAGACACCCUGCUCCCUUUAUAGUGCUGAUGUGACCUUCUCAAAAGACACCCUGUUUCCUUUAUAGUGCUGAUGUGACCUUCUCAAAAGACACCCUGUUCCCUUUAUAGUGCUGAUGUGAUCUUCCCAAAAGACACCCUGUUUCCUUUAUAGUGCUGAUGUGAUCUUCUCAAAAGGCACCCUGUUCCCUUUAUAGUGCUGAUGUGACCUUCCCAAAAGACGGGAAUAGGGAGCUAUUUGGGAAGUGACCUCACAAUCAUGUUUGUUGUUGUUGUUGUUGUUUGUUUACCUGGAGACCCUCCUGAUGGGAAUGUAAUGGACACACAGAAGAAGCAGAAGAAGAUAGUGUUUCUGUUGCUUCAUCUGUCUGACUGUGGGAUGACUUGUGUUUUCAUCAACCUCGUAAUAAAAGUACAACCAAAUUCUGGAAUGAA